UGUACGUGGGAAGAACUUGACAAAAUGACCCAUUAAGUAUAAAUUGUGUAAGAGAACUAUAACUAAAACUAUUUUGUGACAAAAAUUGUUAAAAUACUUGGAUCUCAACAAAGGAACUUGUAACAUUUUCCCCCUUGAAAAAACCCCACCAGACAAGCAAUGUUUACAAGCAAUGUGCAGAGCGCCCGCUGGAGUUGGCAGUCCAUUUUUUUUCUGCUCCAGGUCUAUGGUUUAUAUGAGUUUGUACAUGUGUUCCUACCUCCAUGUUGCUUCAGCUAUGUGAGAGGUUUGCAUGACCCUUACAGUUCUGAAAAUAGGAGGUAUGUACGUGUCGAUGGGAACUGCAUGAAGCUUUUGGCUGUCAAAACAAAGGCAUACAUGUGUGUUCUUUUCAGCCUCAGUUGAAAGAUUCAGACAUUUUGGACGGCUGCACGAAGAAGUUUUUUUAGUCCACAUUCUUUAUCAGCCUCUGUCUUUUUUAUUCAGGAAUUGGUUGUUCAAGACCUUGUGCCAUCACACAAUGAGAACCGACUUGUUGCUUGUCACAACUCACAAGUUUAAUUUAUCGUGAGGUUAAUCACCCUAGAAAUACAGUCAAUUCAUUUUCUGACCAACUGUUGAGGAACUAAUAUUACUUGACCACACAAUGGCUAUUGGACGAGGAAUUUAUAAAUACCUAGCUGCUGAGCAUGUCUUGUUUGUUUACAAUUUGGCGUCUGGUCUUAGUAGCCCCACAAAGACACAGUAUAUCGAGAGGCGUAUUGCAAAAGACUUGGGCGUUGAGUCUUACACGGAGACAACUUGUUUGACCAACAAGUCCAGCCCUGAUUAUGAUAUACAGGUGGAAAUUCAACGCCAAAGCACCAUGUGGAUGUUGUACAUAACCCUCUGCAUUCAGUUUCCGGUGUUGAUCUUGAGCAAUAUAUGGGGUGGCAUUAGCGAUCGUUAUGGUCGGCAUAUCCUCUGUGCCAUUCCUUGCAUUGGGCUCAUCCUUAACUAUGUCAUCAGCGCCAUUGUGGUGGUGUUUGAGCUGCCCCUUGCUGUGUUCCUGGCGGGGAGUUUGAUUGUCGGGUUGUCGGGUGAUUUGACCUUGGUUGUGACUGGUUGUGCAGGGUACAUUUCUGAUGUUACCCUCCCCAAAAGCAAAGAGAGGACAACCCGCUUUGCUCUGAUCGAUAUUUCCUUCACUAUGUCAAACAGUUUAAUCCAGUUUGCUAUUGGCUACGUGAUCAGCCUCUAUGGUUUUGCCGCGCCUUUCUACGUGGGUAUUGUGUUGAUCGCCAUCUGUGGCUGCUGCAUCAUAUUCUGUCUCCCUGACAGGCGUGCUUACGCGUCUAGCUCAUCAACCAACACCGCAAUUCAGACAGAUAGUUCCAGCAAUGAAAAAGCUCCAAAGAACCCAAUCAAUGUUUUCAGAAAUGUGUACCGCCUCUUCAAAAGUGCUCCAGGCAGGCCUAGCGGACGAGGUUGGCGGCUGUGCGCCUUCAACUUCAUCAUUUGCGCCAGCAUCAUGUUAAUUGUCGCCAAUGCUGAUAUCAGUGUGUUGUACACCACGGGGCAGCCGUUCUGCUUGAAUCCUGUUCAAGAAGGACAUUAUGGUGCUGCUAUGUUUGCUGUUUUCACUGGAGGUAAGUCAGCAGUUGAAAAGCUUGCCAAAAACUGUGUUCUAUUUGCAUUCAGUGGUUGCCUCUGUGGUCUGGCUGCCUUUGUGACACCGCUGAUCUUCAAUGCCAUCUACUCCAGCACCUUGCAUUUUAUGCCGGGAUUUGUUUACUUUGUUAUGGCUGCGGUUGGCAUUGCAGCCUGGCUUGUUAUCUUAAUUCUUCAUGUGAAGGAGCCCAGGGGAAAUCAGCACUACCAACAACUUCACGGUGAUGAUCUUGAUGGGCUUCCUAGUAGUUGUCCCGACGAUGAUGGAGAUGGAGUUGGACGUGAAGAAGUGGGCUUAAGCAUAACUAGUUGCACUGGAGUGAGAUCAUCAGAAGGCGACGAUGAGGAACAGAAGGAAUUGAGGAAUGAAAAAGUGUCUUUUGAUUAAAUACGUGUUGUUAUUCAAAAAAACUUCUAGAUGGCAGGAUGUAUUUUGAAUGUGUUCGUCCCUUUGCUCAUGAAAUUAUGCUGAAGCUUAUGUGACCAGUCGACCUAUUGUAUGUUCAACAGGUCCUUCACUUCCUGCUUUCCUUCAGUGCAUGUGUAAUCUUUUCUCUCACAAUGUGAUUGUAACUAAAUAUGACGCCCUCUAGUGGUAGCUUUUUUAUGCAAAUAUAUCUGCAGCGAGGCGCUAUGCAGCAUUCAUGCAGUGACAUGCUGUUUAAACUUGCUGGAGACGCAUCAUCCUGCUUUGUUGGCAAAUUCCUUACAUUUUUGAGCUAAAUUUCUUAACUUGUUUGGCUUGUAACCUGUAUACAGCUUGCGAAAUGUCCUAUUGUCUUCGAUUGUUUUCCUAUUCCGUGAUUGCACACUUUUCGAGCAGAGCCACUCCCAGCUUCAUGAAGAGCACUUCUCCUAUGCACUUGCCAAAAAUUGGUACAUGUAGUAAGCAGCUAUACCGUUGAUCAGCACUAGUGCAGAAUUUAUUCCUGUGCUAUCAAAUUGAGAAUACAAUUGCUACCAUACUGUUGGUAAUUAAAUUACCUUUAAACACCUGGGGUAGUUGUUUUGAGGAUAAACUGUAUAUGUCAAAUUCUCAUAUUGUGUCCUUCAAAGAUUAGAAUUGGAUUGUCAUAAAAUCGAACUGUAAAAAACUUUAAUUAUUUUUAAAUUGUUUCUGUUUCUUCUGGACACAGAUUUACCCAUCAGUUGACUGUUGUUUAAUUUAUACAAGACUCUGGUGAAUUCUAAAUUUGGUACUCUGUAAUUUGCACAGACCAGCUGACUGGAUGUAAAUUUUUAAAUUACCUAAAUAAAACUUCCACAUCCCAGUUUUGCUCUGGUUCACCUUCUUCUGUAGUGCCGUCUCCUUCAAAAUAUUUUUCUUUUAAAUUAGACCUCUUGGUUACAUUUAUCUAUACAUGUAUUUAUAACAUCUUAACCA
Molecule: messenger RNA, 3034 nt
Organism: Acanthaster planci (crown-of-thorns starfish)
Lineage: Eukaryota; Metazoa; Echinodermata; Asteroidea; Valvatida; Acanthasteridae
Product: lysosomal proton-coupled steroid conjugate and bile acid symporter SLC46A3-like
Biological process (GO): transmembrane transport
Cellular component (GO): plasma membrane
Molecular function (GO): transmembrane transporter activity
Source: RefSeq, a predicted model, not a curated record